AUGUUUGCAUGUUAACGUUACUGUUUAUGUUGCGUUAGAUUUUGAUUGUGACAAUUAAAUUAUAUUGUUUUCGAUUUACUGUUUAAGUUUCUUGCAUUUUUUGAUAAAAUUGUUAACCCACUGACUAUGAUUAUGUUACGAAGAAUUAACUUAAUUGAAUCAUUGAGUAGAUCUACUGGAAGAUUAUGUAAUAAUAUCGUUGAAAAUCAAGGUCUUUCCGUUAAACAAUUGACUAAUUACAGUUCUUCAUCUUCAUCGCCAACGGCCAUUUUUAUGCUCAACAUGGGAGGACCUAAGAAUUCAGAGGAAGUCGAACCGUUUUUGACCAAAUUGUUUCUUGAUCGUGAUAUUAUGACUCUUCCAAUGCAAGAUAAAUUAGGUCCAUGGAUCGCCAAGAGACGAGCACCCAAAGUUGCUGAAAAAUAUAAUCAAAUCGGCGGUGGAUCGCCAAUCAGAGACUGGACUGAUAAACAGGGAUCUUUAAUGACCAAAAUUUUAGAUGAAAUAAGUCCAGAAACGGGUCCUCAUAAACAUUAUAUCGGAUUCCGCUAUGCUAACCCUUUAACUGAGGACACGAUCACUCAAAUGGAAAGUGAUGGUGUUAAACGAGUCAUCGCUUUCUCUCAAUAUGCUCAGUACAGUUGUAGCACAUCAGGAAGUAGUUUAAAUGCAAUCGCUAAAUAUUACGAUGGUAAAAAACCAUCGGUCAAGUGGAGUUUCAUUGAUCGAUGGCCAUUAAAUUCUGGCCUAAUCGAAGCUUUUAGAGAUUUAACCAGCCGAGAGAUUGAAAAAUUUCCUUCAUCAGUUCGAGAUGAUAUUGUUAUUCUGUUUUCAGCUCACGCUCUUCCAAUGUCUGCUGUGAAUAGAGGUGAUCCUUAUCCAACCGAAGUGGGUGCCACCGUGAUCAAAGUAAUGGAGGCCUUAAACUGGUCCCACCCUUAUCGUCUUGUUUGGCAAUCAAAAGUUGGCCCUGCCGAUUGGUUGAGUCCCCAAACUGAUGAAGCAAUUGAAGGUUUCGUUAAACGAGGACGAAAAAAUUUUCUAAUUGUUCCAAUCUCCUUUGUUAACGAGCACAUUGAAACUUUACACGAACUUGACAUUGAAUAUGCACACGAAUUAGGAUCAAAGUUAAAGGUUGAAAAUAUCCGACGAGCACCAGCUCCUAAUGAUCAUCCUGCUUUUAUCAAAGGAAUGGCCGAUUUGGUUAAAUCACAUUUAGCCUCAGGUCAAAUAUGUUCCCGACAAUUGUUAUUACGAUGUCCACUUUGUACUAAUCCUUCCUGUUCAUCAACUAAAUCAUGGAUUGGUUCACUUUCUUAAUUGUAAUUUAUUGAUCAACAAUCUCAACAUCUUUGGUAUCCAAUUUAAAAGGCAUUUCGUAAUUUCCAUGGACAAUUUAAAUGUUCCCAUACCUUAUUUGGACUCUAAUUAUGAUUAAUAUUACUUUGUCUCUAUGAUUAACAAGCUAUUUGUUAAAUAAUCAAUUUUCUUACGGAAUCGUGAAAUCAACAAAUCAAUGACAAUUCACCAAAUUAGGUUUCAAUUAAUUGUACUUACACUACACAAAAAUGUUAAUAAUUUAACAAAACUUUGUAAUUACAAUUUGAUAAUAACUUUAAAUGUUAAUCAAAAACCUUGACUAAAUCACCAAACAGGGAAGAAUCAAUUUAAUAAGCAACAAUCAAUUAGAUAAUAAUAUUUUAUAUUCAAUUUUAGCUUAUUGCUAAAUUAACCUUCUCCCUAUUGAUAAAUUGCCUUUUAAAUACUAAACAA
Molecule: messenger RNA, 1773 nt
Organism: Panonychus citri (citrus red mite)
Lineage: Eukaryota; Metazoa; Arthropoda; Arachnida; Trombidiformes; Tetranychidae
Gene: FeCH
Product: ferrochelatase, mitochondrial-like
Exons: 6
Coding region: 127-1320 (397 amino acids)
Biological process (GO): heme biosynthetic process
Molecular function (GO): protoporphyrin ferrochelatase activity
Source: RefSeq, a predicted model, not a curated record